Messenger RNA from Monopterus albus (swamp eel), 1012 nucleotides. Its product is annotated as trypsin-like. The record is from RefSeq and is a predicted model, not a curated record. NCBI's taxonomy places the organism in Eukaryota, Metazoa, Chordata, Actinopteri, Synbranchiformes, Synbranchidae. Gene Ontology annotation, cellular component: pore complex. Gene Ontology annotation, molecular function: serine-type endopeptidase activity; channel activity. The transcript has 4 exons. Gene Ontology annotation, biological process: pore complex assembly; monoatomic cation transport; cytolysis in another organism. Bases 482 to 1012 code for a protein of 176 amino acids.
UUUGAGCAGAAAACAUCACAUCAUUAAAAAUUUGAAGUGAUCACAAUGAAAUGUUUCACAUUGCUUCAAAAGGAAUCACACUUCACUUCACAAGUGUCAGACUGCACAGCAUGCUAAGCAGAGGCUGCACGCUCAAGAGACAAAAGCUGUGGUUCAUAAGGAGACGUUGAGGAAUGAGGGUAUCACACACUGCUCCACAAGGCAGCUCGCAGUUUGUCAAAAUAACAGGAGAACAAAGAAACUACAGUGCUGCUGUUUGUUGGUCACACCUUGUCCUCGCCCCUCUGCUUCAUGCAGCCUGCAUACUUCAGGUGCAGGUGGACAAAACUUUUGAGACAGUGAGCAUCAGAGAGGUGUGCACUGUGGGUGGAGACACAUAUUAUACACUCCCCCACAAGCAUGAUCUAAAGAGUGAAACCAGUGUGUCAGACCUGGAGUGAGAAGCACACCUGUGAUCUGCACAGCUUUUACCAGCAACAAUAUGAGUGAUUCAGCAGAGGCUGUGGCUGCUCAGCUCAAAAGCCGGAGGAAUGUCACCAUCGAGAUCACCAACCUCACCAACAACUACUGCCUGCUUGACCCCAAGGUUUUCCUGGAGAACGGGAACUGCUACAGCCCCCCCAAACCCACCGUGCGCCCACUGAAAACUGAAGUGUGCAACUUUUGCAAGGGCACUGCCAAAACCACCGGCGCAGUGGGCGUCCUGACCUACGACCUGUUCGAGAGGCAAGCCAACUGCGCUACAGAGAAGUUGGCUAUAAUGUUCUCUGUGCCCUUCGACUAUAACAUGUACAAGAACUGGUUUGCAGUGGGAAUCUACAGCCUGGGGGGAGACUCAGGAGGGCCUCUGGUGUGCGAGAUCGAUGACAGGCUCUUCCUUUUUGGAAUCAUCAGCUGGGGCGACGGCUGCGCAAUGGAGUUCCGACCUGGCGUUUACACCAAAGUGGCCAAUUAUAACCGCUGGAUAAAAGAGAAGACGGGUCUGACAUCCAUCAUUGGUGGAGCCAUGUGA